AAAAUUGACUUUCCGUAGCAGGUUUAGAAUAACUUACGCAACAGCUUAGGAUAAUUAAUGUAGCGGGUUGGGAGGAAUAAGUUAAGGUUAGGAAAUCGGUUAGGGUUAGCUAGAAUGCACCAAAACAACUUUUGACGUCAAUUCGACAAAAGCUAUAUACAAUGGUUGGUUCCACCCCCACGUGUAAUACUGUUUCGUCAGACGCUCCCUACACUGUAGGCUGGACAAUUGAAAGAGUCAAAAUUCACCCAAGCCAGUGACGUUUCUGAAUUUGUGAAUAAAUACUCGAGCGCCACGAAGGAAAGAUCGUGAAUGCAUGACAUGAACUGAUUGAGGAGAAGUUGCAGGAGGACACGAUAAAUUAAUUAAUAAAAGCCACAUAAUUUAGCUACCUACUACAUUAUUUUAUUUGCCAAACGAAGAACACUAACAAUGAUGAACGGACAAAUUAACGGUUUUCAUAACUCCCUUAUUGACGAGGACUGCUUCCUAUUCACCUCGGAGUCGGUAGGAGAAGGACACCCUGAUAAGAUUUGCGACCAAAUCAGUGAUGCAGUGCUUGAUGCCCAUCUCAAACAGGAUCCUGAUGCCAAAGUUGCUUGUGAGACUGUUGCUAAGACUGGGAUGAUCCUGCUGGCAGGUGAGGUGACAUCGCGUGCUACAGUGGACUAUCAGAAGGUUGUUCGUGACACCAUCCGCCACAUUGGAUACGAUGACUCCUCCAAAGGUUUUGACUAUAAGACCUGCAAUGUGCUGGUGGCCCUAGAGCAGCAAUCUCCAGACAUUGCCCAGGGUGUUCACAUCGACCGCAAUGAGGAGGACAUAGGGGCAGGGGACCAGGGCCUGAUGUUUGGUUAUGCUACUGAUGAGACUGAGGAGUGCAUGCCCCUCACUAUUAUGCUCGCUCACAAGCUCAAUGCUAAAAUGGCUGAACUGCGUCGCAAUGGCACCCUGCCCUGGCUCCGGCCUGACUCCAAGACCCAGGUGACCGUUCAGUACCGCCAGGACCGUGGCGCCAUGCUGCCAGUGCGUGUCCACACCAUCGUGGUCUCUGUGCAGCAUGAUGAGGACAUCUGCCUGGAUGAGAUGCGCGAUGCUCUGAAGGAGAAGGUCGUCAAGGCUGUGGUGCCCUGCAUUUACCUGGAUGAUGACACCAUCUAUCACAUGCAGCCCAGUGGACGCUUUGUCAUCGGAGGCCCACAGGGUGACGCUGGCCUGACGGGCCGUAAGAUCAUUGUUGACACUUAUGGAGGCUGGGGAGCCCAUGGUGGAGGAGCCUUCUCAGGGAAGGACUACACUAAGGUGGACCGCUCUGCUGCCUAUGCUGCCCGCUGGGUGGCCAAGUCUCUGGUUAAGGCAGAGCUGUGCAAGAGGGUCCUGGUUCAGGUUGCAUAUGCCAUCGGAGUGGCACACCCCCUCUCAAUCUCCAUUUUCCACUAUGGCACAUCCCAGAAGAGUGAGAGGGAGCUGCUGGACAUCGUCAAGAAGAACUUUGACCUUCGUCCUGGUGUCAUUGUCAGGGAGCUGGAGCUGAAGAAGCCAAUGUAUCAGAGGACUGCUGCCUAUGGCCACUUUGGCCGGGAAUCCUUCCCAUGGGAGGUGCCCAAAAAGCUCAAAUACUAAACCUGUCAAGCUUUUUCCCCCAGGCCUGUUGGUGUAUACUACAGAGAAGCCUGCAUGGUCUUGGGGUGAAAGGCCCUUUAAACCCCCUUCCCUCUUAAUGGCAUAUUAAAACCUGAUCUACCCCUCCACCUUCCCUCAAAAUGCACCCCAACCCCCCCCUAACUCUGCUCUUAUCUGUACUGUCUUUUUGCUGUUAGUAGUAUAAGCUCUAACGUUCUCAAAUAUUUCAGGAAAGUAAUGUUAAGAGAAUAAAAGGGUGUUAGCUAGCUGCCUGAAUCACUGAAAUGUGCUUCAUUGUCCCCUUUGAGGAGGUCCUGAAGUACCCUGGUCUUCUACUGAUGUCCCUCACACUACAACUCCUAGCCCCUGCCCAGCCUUAACCAAACUGCAGUAUUUACACUUUCUUAGUAUCUGGCUUUAGCUGUCCUUAUACUUGAUCAGUUUGGGAAUAUUUUAUUACCGUUAAGUCGGACUUACCAAGGCUGCACAUGUAUCAUGUUAAUUUACUGGUGCUAUGGAUGUAAAGGACACCACUCGAAGCAAACAGUUUAGGGAUGCAGUAUUGAUUGAGGAUCCCCAUUAGAUACUCUUCCUGGGGUCCAAACAGUAAUGCCCCUAAUCUUCCUUUUAGUGUAGACUUUUUUUUUUUUUUUUUUAAGUCUGGUUUUGUGACCCCAUAAUCCUUCUCCCUCACCUUUCAAGCUUUGACUUCAAUUAUCCUUGUGGAGGAUAUAAAAAGGGCACGGUUUUAAGGGUCAGUGGUUGCUAUUUUUCAAAAAUGCUAUGCAUUGCAUGCUGAGUAACAAACCCAUUUUUAUUGUCAAGUUCUUGAAUAAGCAGAGUAAAGACUGAUGGCCCUGCAGAUGUCUGUGCUGUUUUCUGACGUAAUACAGAAAAGUCAGAAGCUGCUAUGUCACUGCGACAGUCUGUAGGGGUGUUUGAUUAUGUCACUGCGACAGUCUGUAGGGGUGUUUGAUUAUGUCACUGCGACAGUCUGUAGGGGUGUUUGAUUAUGUCACUGCGACAGUCUGUAGGGGUGUUUGAUUAUGUCACUGCGACAGUCUGUAGGGGUGUUUGAUUUUAUACUUGUGAUCGUUUAAAAUAUUCUCAUUGGAUUGUCCUAAUGUUUGAAGUUUCAAUUUUAAACAACUCCUUCAAAAGUGAUUUUAAUUUCCUUCUGUUAUUUACAUUUGAUAUAAAAUGGCUUAAGGUCAAGGCCCUCUUUCCUUGGGUAUUGGUGGCAGUUGUAGCUACAAAUAAACCACAAUUUUUAUCCUGAAUGAGAGCUGUCUUUGCCACAAUGGCAUAGCUCUUACUACUGGCAAACAAUAUAAAAUAAACCUUUUUUUAAUAUUUAUUUUUUCUCUGAAACUUGCCAUGGCUUCAGAAGGCAGCUUAAAAGUUUUUUAAUCACAUUUUGACUUGACUGAAUGCCAUUACUAAGUUACUAUUUUUCAGUCUUUCUCUCGUGGUUCCAAAGUGUCAUACAGAAAAGCUUUGUCUGCUUCCACAGGGAACUGUCACUGGCUGAUGUGAUGAGUUGCUAUUUUGACCACAGAUUAUUUUGGGUGUGAUUGUAUUAACCGUACAAGUCUACUGUUUGCCUAACUCCCCCACCUUAUCCUUACAUGAAGAGAUGGCAAAGUUUGGCUGGUGUUGUACAGAGAAACCAGCCUUGUUUACAAGCUGUCUCUUGUAUGGAUGGGGUUUCCCCUUGGAGCUUUGGUUUUGUUUCCUGUUACCACUCGAAGACUAGUCUGCUGGCUACUGUGAGUAAGAGUGCCUUUUCUAUUUCCUCCCCAAUCCCUGUAUUGAACCCAUUUUUUUCCCCCCUCCUGUUCUCUAUCAACAUGCAUCUGACAUCCUGAGGAACAGGGAGCUUGUCUCAAUUCUGUCUUGAGGUUGGCUACUGAUUCCUCAUGUCAAAUAAAUGAAAUAAAUGGCUACUUUCCUUCAUGAA
Oncorhynchus nerka (sockeye salmon) is the source of this 3583-nucleotide messenger RNA. RefSeq names its product S-adenosylmethionine synthase. The record is from RefSeq and is a predicted model, not a curated record. Gene Ontology annotation, molecular function: ATP binding; methionine adenosyltransferase activity. The coding region runs from base 433 to 1623 and encodes 396 amino acids. Gene Ontology annotation, biological process: S-adenosylmethionine biosynthetic process. Gene Ontology annotation, cellular component: methionine adenosyltransferase complex; cytosol. Lineage: Eukaryota; Metazoa; Chordata; Actinopteri; Salmoniformes; Salmonidae. The transcript is spliced from 8 exons.